GCGAAGGCGCGAGGAAGCGGUGGGGCCAAGAUGGCGGUGUGGCGCGCGACGGAGGUGGGGCCGGGAGACCGUGGGGACCUGGGGGCGGUGGGACGCUGACCCCGCCCCCUGCUGCUGCUAGUCUGCGCCGGGUGGCCGGGGAGCCCGGAACAUGGCGACUGUGGCCCGCAGCUUCGGGCCCGAGCGGGAGGCCGAGCCAGCAAAGGAGGCGCGCGUCGUGGGCUCCGAGCUCGUGGACACAUAUACGGUUUACAUCAUCCAGGUCACUGAUGGCAACCAUGAAUGGACAGUCAAGCACCGCUACAGUGACUUCCAUGACCUGCAUGAAAAGCUUGUUGCAGAGAAGAAGAUUGAUAAAAAUCUGCUUCCACCCAAAAAAAUAAUUGGGAAAAACUCGAGAAGCUUGGUGGAAAAGAGGGAGAAGGAUUUGGAGGUCUACCUCCAGACACUCCUGGCCACCUUCCCUGGUGUGGCCCCCAGAGUGCUGGCCCACUUCUUGCAUUUUCAGUUCUAUGAGAUAAAUGGUAUCACUGCAGCUCUGGCUGAGGAGCUCUUCGAAAAAGGAGAACAGCUCCUGGGGGCCGGCGAGGUCUUUGCCAUCAGGCCCCUGCAGCUCUAUGCAGUCACCGAACAGCUGCAGCAGGGAAAGCCCACGUGUGCCAGCGGGGACGCCAAGACUGACCUUGGGCACAUCCUGGACUUCACCUGUCGCCUUAAGUACCUUAAGGUUUCUGGCACAGAAGGACCUUUUGGGACCAGCAACAUUCAGGAGCAGCUGCUGCCUUUUGAUCUGUCAAUAUUCAAGUCUCUUCAUCAGGUGGAGAUAAGCCACUGUGAUGCCAAGCACAUCCGGGGACUAGUCGCAUCAAAGCCCACCUUAGCCACAAUGAGUGUCCGCUUCUCAGCAACUUCAAUGGAGGAAGUCCUUGUUCCUGAAGCCUCGGAAUUUGAUGAGUGGGAGCCAGAAGGCACAGCCCUGGAAGGCCCCGUGACUGCCAUCAUCCCCACGUGGCAAGCACUGACCACUCUAGACCUGAGCCACAACAGCAUCUCCAAGAUUGACGAGUCUGUGAAACUGAUUCCAAAGCUUGAGUUCUUGGACCUGAGUCACAAUGGAGUGCUAGUCGUGGACAACCUGCAGCACCUGUACAACCUCGUGCACCUUGACCUGUCCUACAACAAGCUGUCCUCCUUGGAAGGGGUUCAUACUAAACUAGGGAAUGUCAAGACUCUGAACCUGGCAGGUAACCUUCUGGAGAGUCUGAGUGGCCUGCACAAGCUGUAUUCCUUGGUCAACCUGGAUCUCAGUGACAACAGAAUCGAACAGAUGGAGGAGGUCAGGAGCAUAGGCAGCCUCCCAUGUCUGGAGCAUGUGGCUCUGCUGAACAACCCUCUGAGCAUCAUCCCCGACUACCGGACCAAGGUGCUGGCUCAGUUCGGAGAGAGGGCGUCUGAGGUCUGUCUGGACAACACGGUGACCACAGAGAAGGAGCUGGAUACUGUGGAAGUGCUAAAAGCAAUUCAGAAAGCCAAGGAGGUCAAGUCCAAGCUGGGCCACCCUGAGAAGAAGGUUGGUGAGGAUUGCCGGCUCUCUGCUGCCCCCUGCGUCAGACCCAGCAGCUCCCCUCCCACCAUGGCUCCCAGCUCCGCCUCCCUGCCCCAGCCCAUCCUCUCCAACCAAGGAAUCAUGUUUGUGCAAGAGGAGGCCCUGGCCAGCAGCCUCUCAUCCACCGACAGUCUUACUCCUGAGGACCGGCCCAUUGCCAGGGGAUGCUCUGAUUCCUUGGAGUCCAUCCCUGCAGGACAGGUACCUUCUGAUGAUUUCAGGGACAUGCCUGGAGCAGUUGGCGGUACAGGCCCAGAGCACACAGAGCCAGAGGUCCAGGUGGUGCCCGGGUCCGGCCAAAUCAUCUUUCUGCCCUUCACCUGCAUUGGCUACACAGCCACCAACCAGGACUUUAUCCAGCGCCUCAGCACACUCAUCCGGCAGGCCAUUGAGAGGCAGCUGCCCGCCUGGAUUGAAGCAGCCAACCAGCGGGAGGAGGGCCAGGGUGAGCAGGGCGAGGAUGACGAUGAUGAAGAAGAGGAUGUUGCUGAGAACCGCUACUUUGAAAUGGGGCCUCCAGACAUGGAGGAAGAGAAUGGGGGAGGCCGGGGAGAGGAGGAAGAAGAGGAGGAAGAAGAGGAGGAGGAGGAGGGUGAGGAGGAACGCCUAGCCCUGGAGUGGGCCCUGGGUGCAGAUGAGGACUUCCUGCUGGAGCACAUCCGCAUCCUCAAGGUGCUCUGGUGCUUCCUGAUCCAUGUGCAGGGCAGCAUCCGCCAGUUUGCGGCCUGCCUCGUGCUCACCGACUUCGGCAUCGCUGUCUUUGAGAUCCCACACCAGGAGUCAAGGGGCAGCAGCCAGCACAUCCUCUCAUCCUUGCGCUUCGUCUUCUGUUUCCCACACGGUGACCUCACUGAGUUUGGCUUUCUCAUGCCAGAGCUGUGUCUAGUGCUCAAGGUGCGGCACAGUGAGAACACGCUCUUCAUCAUUUCGGAUGCCGCCAACCUGCACGAGUUCCAUGCUGACUUGCGCUCAUGCUUCGCCCCACAGCACAUGGCCAUGCUGUGCAGCCCCGUGCUCUAUGGCAGCCACACCAGCCUGCAGGAGUUCCUCCGCCAGCUGCUCACUUUCUACAAGGUGGCAGGCGGCUGCCAGGAGCGCAGCCAGGGUUGCUUCCCUGUCUACCUGGUCUACAGCGACAAGCGCAUGGUGCAGACAGCUGCUGGGGACUACUCAGGCAACAUUGAGUGGGCCAGCUGCACGUUGUGCUCAGCUGUGCGGCGCUCCUGCUGUGCACCCUCUGAAGCCGUCAAGUCUGCUGCCAUCCCCUACUGGCUGCUGCUCACACCCCAGCACCUCAACGUCAUCAAGGCUGACUUCAAUCCCAUGCCCAACCGCGGGACGCACAACUGUCGCAACCGCAACAGUUUCAAGCUCAGCCGAGUACCACUCUCCACAGUGCUGCUGGACCCCACUCGCAGCUGCACCCAGCCUCGGGGCGCCUUUGCCGAUGGUCACGUGCUGGAGCUGCUUAUAGGCUACCGAUUUGUCACCGCCAUCUUCGUGCUGCCCCAUGAGAAGUUCCACUUCCUACGCAUCUACAACCAGCUGCGGGCCUCACUGCAGGACUUGAAGACUGUGGUCAUCGCCAAGACCCCUGCAACUGGGGGCCAGUCCCAGAGCCCACUUGUGAGUGGCCAACCCGCUGAGGGCAGGGUCAGCAGUGACCAGCAUCCAACGGACACCCGGGCAGAGGCUAUAGCUCCAGCCCCAGCCCCAGAGGAGGUGCCAGUCCCAGCCCCAGUGGUGGUCCCAGCUCUGGCCCAGGCAGAGGCCUCAGGCCCAGAGGCACCAGCACCAGCAGAGGCCUUGACCCCAGAGGAGACCCCAGCAGAGACCCCGGCUCCAGCCUUGGUGGAGGCCUCAGUCCCAGCGGAGGCCUUGGCACAAGCUGAGGCCCCUGUGCAGUACCCAAGUGAGCACCUGAUCCAGGCCACCUCAGAGGAGAAUCAGAUCCCCUCCCAUCUGCCUGCCUGCCCAUCGCUCCGGCACAUUGCCAGCCUGCGUGGGAGCGCCAUCAUUGAGUUCUUCCACAGCAGCAUUGCUGAGGUGGAGAACGAGGAGCUGAGGCACCUCAUGUGGUCCUCAGUGGUGUUCUACCAGACCCCAGGGCUCGAGGUGACCGCUUGUGUGCUGCUCUCCACCAAGGCCAUGUAUUUCGUGCUGCACGACGGCCUCCGCCGUUACUUCUCAGAACCGCUGCAGGAUUUCUGGCAUCAGAAAAACACCGACUACAACAACAGUCCCUUCCAUAUCUCCCAGUGCUUUGUUUUAAAACUCAGUGACCUGCAGACAGUCAACGUCGGGCUUUUUGACCAGUAUUUCCGGCUGACGGGUUCCUCCCCCAUGCAAGUGGUGACUUGCUUAACUCGGGACAGUUACCUGACACACUGCUUCCUUCAGCACCUCAUGGCGGUGCUCUCCUCUCUGGAACGCACGCCCUCUCCUGAGCCUGUCGACAAGGACUUCUACUCUGAGUUUGGGAACAAGACCACAGGGAAGAUGGAGAACUAUGAGCUGAUCCACUCGAGCCGUGUCAAGUUCACCUACCCCAGCGAGGAGGAGAUCGGGGACCUGACAUUCACUGUGGCCCAGAAGAUGGCUGACCCGGAGAAGGCACCGGCGCUCAGCAUCCUGCUGUAUGUGCAGGCCUUCCAGGUGGGCACACCACCACCUGGGCGCUGCAGGGGCAUGCUGCGCCCCAAAACGCUCCUGCUCACCAGCACCGAGAUCUUCCUUCUGGAAGAGGACUUCGUCCACUACCCACUGCCCGAGUUUGCCAAAGAGCCGCCACAGAGGGACCGGUACCAGCUAGACGAUGGCCGCCGCGUCCGGGACCUGGACCGAGUGCUCAUGGGCUACCAGACCUACCCGCAGGCUCUCACCCUCGUUUUUGAUGAUGUGCAAGGCCACGACCUCAUGGGCAACGUCACCCUGGACCACUUCGGAGAGGUGCCAGGAGGCCUGGCCAGAGCUGGCCAGGGCCACGAGGUCCAGUGGCAGGUGUUUGUGCCCAGUGCCGAGAGCCGCGAGAAGCUCAUCUCACUCUUGGCUCGCCAGUGGGAGGCCCUGUGCGGCCGGGAGCUGCCCGUUGAGCUCACUGGCUAGCCCAGGUUGCAGCUGGCUCUUGCUGCCCUCUGUGGCCAGCCUGGCGUCCACUCAGUGCAGGGAAGCAGGCUUUCUUUGUUCUUUUUAAAAUGAUUUCUCCUCUCUUGGUACCUUCAUUUGACUGUCCUCCCAGAGAAUGUGAACAUCUAUGUUCAGUCGAUUCUUUCUAGUCCCAGGAGUGAAAGGGCCGGCUCCUCAGGGGCCUCCAGGUGCCAUCGGCCUCCUGUGGACCUGUUGCCUACCCCUGGUGGUGUGUGGCCAGGCAUAGCAGUGUCAUAUCUUCUGUCAUAGGACCGUUGUCAACACAUGGCGUCGUGGGUCCUGUUUACUCUUUCACGUGUCUUUUCCUGAAACGUCAAGCCCAGUCUUGUUGAUGUUGCUGUCGUGGGCGUUUGCUGCUAACCGUGAAGCUGGCAACAAAAUGCACAUUGAAAGUUCCCACCCUGUGCAGUUUUCCAAAGUGGAAACUUCUGGUCCAGACAAGUGGGAGAGCUCCGUGGGGGGCAGGAGCCCCCCAGGCCUGGGGCUGAGAGGGAUGGGGGCUGGGGACCUAGAGCUGCCAGCACUGGUAUGAAUUCUGUUGCCUAUUUUAUCUGUUCCAAUAAAGUAGAGUUUGGCACA
Phyllostomus hastatus (greater spear-nosed bat) is the source of this 5332-nucleotide messenger RNA. It is a transcript of the gene NISCH, whose product is annotated as nischarin. The record is from RefSeq and is a predicted model, not a curated record. The transcript has 21 exons. Gene Ontology annotation, cellular component: cytoplasm. The coding region runs from base 152 to 4711 and encodes 1519 amino acids. Lineage: Eukaryota; Metazoa; Chordata; Mammalia; Chiroptera; Phyllostomidae. Gene Ontology annotation, molecular function: protein kinase binding; phosphatidylinositol binding; integrin binding.